CGGAAACAAAACAACAGAAGGGCAAUGUAAAAGCAGCCGGAAAUCCUGGCCAAAGUCACAGUGCUGUCAAGACUUCCGAAAAAAUGCUCCGUGAAAACAGAUGGAAUAGUGGCUUGGAUAGGGGGGGGAGGAGUGUGUAAAAAUCCACGCCCACUCCCAAGGAUAAAUAGGCCUGGUGGUGUUCAACCAAAUGAAUGGAUGUCCGAGAUGGCUGUGGUCAACGCACAACUCAGUGAGCUCAUCAGGAGCCUACGGAAGAAAGGCUGGACGAUUAGCUCUAUUUCCAAACAUCUGGCCAUGACUGGCAUAAGACCUUCCUUGCGGACUAUCCGGCGUCAUUGCCGACGUGUUGUUGCAGAGAAGAAAGGACGACAGCCGCGUAAAGUGACAAUUCAGGUGAUGGAAAUGAUAGACAGCAUCCUGAGAACAGAUAAUGAACUACCAGCAAGAAAAGUCAAAGCGCUGCUCCAAAGAAGGCACAACAUAAGAAUUUGUUUAAACUCGGUGAGAAAGGCAAUCCACAAUCUUGGCUGGUACUUCGAGGAGUCCAGAUUCGUAAUGACCCGGGAAAAAAACAGAGAGUUGCGUCUAAUCGAAGCAGAUCUUACAGCGGAACAAGCUCAAGUAGCUCAACUGCUUGCUGAGAACGCACAAUUGAAGGCUGACCUGUCUGCCGACAGAGCGGAGGCCAACGUCCUCCGACACGAGAUUCAGAGGCUGAGAAAGAACAGUCAGAGGGGAUUGCUCAUGCAAGAGAUGAGAGCUGAGAUAGGAGAACUGCGUUCGGCUCAACGUAUGAGACCAAUCCCCAGACGAGCCUCAGCACCUGCACCAGAAUUAGAUUCUUCAAUGGAGACACUUGGCCCUCCCCUCAAUGACAGCAGUCCAAUUCCUAAUCAGUGGGCAGACGUGAGCUUGCGUGAUUUUGGACCAGAGGACCACGCUAGACUCCACCAAGAGAGCUACGGCCAAGUGGGCAGAUAUGGAUGCCUGCUCUUCAGGCACAUUAUCUCGGAGGAGAACUACCAGGCAUGGAGCAAAACAACAAACUGGGAUGGUUCUAGAAAUAAACGAGCACUGCCUCAAAAUGUCACUAGCUUCGUGGUUGCCACACUGAAGCGACACUUCCCUGGCAUGGAUAGGAGCGGACUGAAGGAUUGCAUUUAUAAGAUCAACGAAUUCCUGCGUACAACACGCAAGAAACCCCGAGCAACGUAUGUUCUGCAGAACAAUGUAGCAGAGAGGAUUAAAGAAGAGGAUCUUUGACUGUACUGUAACUUACUACACUGUAUACAUUUGCAAUUACUGUAACAAUACAGUUCAUUACAUUAAUAAUAAAAAAAAUCUUCUCAUAAGUACCUUUCUGACU
Messenger RNA from Sardina pilchardus (European sardine), 1369 nucleotides. RefSeq lists its product as uncharacterized. NCBI's taxonomy places the organism in Eukaryota, Metazoa, Chordata, Actinopteri, Clupeiformes, Clupeidae. The transcript is spliced from 4 exons. The record is from RefSeq and is a predicted model, not a curated record. Bases 199 to 1266 code for a protein of 355 amino acids.